Molecule: messenger RNA, 1310 nt
Organism: Harmonia axyridis
Lineage: Eukaryota; Metazoa; Arthropoda; Insecta; Coleoptera; Coccinellidae
Product: glyoxylate reductase/hydroxypyruvate reductase-like
Exons: 6
Coding region: 189-1289 (366 amino acids)
Cellular component (GO): cytosol
Molecular function (GO): glyoxylate reductase (NADPH) activity; NAD binding; hydroxypyruvate reductase [NAD(P)H] activity
Source: RefSeq, a predicted model, not a curated record
UCAAAUAUGGGGGAACUGAAUCAGCUGUGUCCUAAUCCAGAGUGAAGUGACCAAUGUUUACAUUAUUCUUUCAAAAUAUUUUUUAAUUAUUUUGAUCGGGGUUUUACGUGAAUUUUAUGGAUAUACUUUAUUUCAAAUUGUCUUAUACACAUACGAACGUGCAAUGACCUUUUAGAUAUGCGGAAGAAAUGAAUGUUUCGAGAAAUAUUUUCAGCAAACUGAGAUUUUUGUCUCGUGAAAGAUCGUUCAACAAUAAUUCUAUCAACAAGUAUUUCGAUAUUUCAACUUCUCAACUGUGUGAAAAAUUCUAUAUGUCUCCUGCCAUCAUGACUAAAUUCAAAGUUCUUAUUGUCAACGAUACACUACCAACAGUAGCUGUUGAUAUUUUGAAACCAGUUUGUGACGUUAUAAUAUGUGGAGAGGAAAAAAGUGCUGUAUUGGAAAAUAUUGCUGGUGUAGAUGCCUUGUUGUUUGCUUCCUACGAUAUACGGAUUGACAAAAAUCUUCUCGAAAAAGCAGGACCUAACCUAAAAGCAGUGGCAACAAUGUCUGCUGGUUACGAUAACAUCGAUGUGGAAGAGUUGAAGAGGAGAGGUAUUAAAUUUGGAAACACUCCAGGAGUUGUAGGGAGUGCUGUGGCCGAACAAGCAAUCAUGUUAGCCUUGGCAGCUUCUAGAAGGCUCAAUGAAGCAAGAUCGGCCAUUGAAAGUUCUGAAUGGUCUUACAAAUUCGAUGCUAGAUGGCUUAUGGGUAUGGAAAUAUCUGGGUCAGUUGUAGGUAUUGUGGGACUGGGGAGUAUUGGUCAGAAUAUAGUUCGAAAACUGGGAGGAUUUGAUGUGAAACAAUUUCUUUACACUGGACGUAAACCAAAACCAGAAGGUGAAAAACUGAAGGCACAGUUCGUAUCUUUGGAUCAAUUGACUCAAGAAAGUGACUUCAUAUUUUCCUGUCUUCCUUUAACUGAACACACAAGAAAUAUCUUCGACUAUGACCGUUUUUCCAAAAUGAAGAAAACUGCCGUUUUUGUGAAUGUUGGUAGAGGUGGCUCUGUGAAUCAACCCGACCUGGUUAAAGCUCUUCGAGAAAAUUCGAUUUUGGCUGCUGGUUUAGAUGUUAUGACACCAGAACCUUUAGAUCCUAAUGAUGACCUCCUAAAAUUACAAAAUUGUGUUUUGGCACCUCACUUGGGCACCAGUACUUGGAAGACGACAGAGAAAAUGGCGGAACUAGCAGCUAACAAUAUUCUGAAAGCCUUGAAAGGCGAACCAAUGUUAACACCAGUUGUGUGAUAGUAAAAGGAAUCAGCAGAA